Molecule: messenger RNA, 1275 nt
Organism: Spodoptera littoralis (African cotton leafworm)
Lineage: Eukaryota; Metazoa; Arthropoda; Insecta; Lepidoptera; Noctuidae
Source: the annotation of a GenBank genome assembly
AUGGCUGCUGAAAUCAAGCCUGCACCAAGGACGCCAAACGAUAGAUUUUCCACAACAAAAAAGCCAGCCUUAUUGAGUAAAUUGGAAGGGUGCACCGACGAUGUAAACGCAGCGGUCGUUAUACCUGGCGAGGACGGUGUAAUUAGCGUUUGUGAUGAUAAGACAGUGCGAGUGUGGUUGAAGAGGGACUCUGGACAGUACUGGCCAUCUAUUUGCCAAUACAUGCCCUCAGGCUGCACCUCAAUGUUCUAUACACCAGAGACUAGGCAGCUAUUUAUUGGCCAAGAAAAUGGAACAGUCUCAGAGUUUACAUUGGCACAGGAUUGUAAUAGAAUAAACCCUACUCGGGAGUACUUAGCGCACACGGCUCGAGUGACUGCUGUUAAUUUUUCGCUGAGUUGCGAGUGGAUGCUGUCUGUUAGUCGAGACAAACUGUUCGCAUACCACUGCAGUGAAACUGGACGCAGGAUCGGUGGAUACUCCUUUGAAGCAUGGUGCACGUCUUUGCAAUUUGACUCGCAGUCGAAAUAUGCUUUUGUGGGAGACUACAGCGGACAGAUAACGAUGCUGAAGUUAGAUAACAAUGGUGCUACGCUCGUCACUACGCUCAAGGGUCAUACUGGUUCUGUCCGUGUAUUGAAUUGGGCUCCUCUGCCGCAGCUAUUGUUCAGUGGCUCGUUCGAUCAGACAAUAAUAGUGUGGGACAUUGGAGGUCAGAAGGGCACGGCGUACGAAUUACAAGGACACAGUAACAAGGUGACAGGGCUAUGGUAUGUGGGAAGCUGUGAGCGGCUGAUAUCCGCAGGUGAAGAUGGGGCCUUGGGGGUCUGGGAGAUGGGGGUCCGUCGACGCGAGACCCCCGCAUGGAAGGAGUCCGACCUCUGCCAGAUAUGCCGUGCCCCCUUCAUAUGGAAUGUUAGGGCGAUGAUGGAGAAGAAACAACUUGGUCUCCGGCAGCACCACUGCCGGUGGUGCGGCGCGGCAGUGUGCGCGACGUGUUCCCCGCACCGCCUGCCGCUGCCCGUCAUGGGGUUCGAGUUCCCGCAACGUGUCUGUACCACCUGCUACGAAACGUUGAGGCAUGAACCUCGCGAAUCCUUGGCUUCAUUCCACGACAUGAAGCACGCAGUGUCGUCCUGUACAUGGACGAGGCGACCGGCCGCAUGUGUACGGCGGGCAAGGACCGCGUCAUCAAGGUCUGGGACGUUGGCGUACUACUCGCCCCCGCGCCCAAGCCCUCCACCGCCGCCGAUCAGUAACGCGUGCCAACUGUAA